Eupeodes corollae is the source of this 2525-nucleotide messenger RNA. RefSeq names its product sodium- and chloride-dependent glycine transporter 1-like. NCBI's taxonomy places the organism in Eukaryota, Metazoa, Arthropoda, Insecta, Diptera, Syrphidae. The record is from RefSeq and is a predicted model, not a curated record. Gene Ontology annotation, cellular component: membrane. Bases 175 to 1938 code for a protein of 587 amino acids. Gene Ontology annotation, biological process: sodium ion transmembrane transport. The transcript is spliced from 10 exons.
GACAGUCUUUUCUGUACGUGAACAUCUUUUCCGACGGUCGCGUCACUUCGCGGCGGAUCGGCGUGCUAUCUAUAAAUGGACGACGACGACAGUUUGUUUAUUGUGUGUGAAAAAUACAAAAAUUAGUGCGAUUUUAAUUAACAAAAAAGAAAAUAUUUUUAUUAAUUAUUAAAAAUGGCCAAUGAGUGUUCUUUUAGUUCUAAUAAUCGUAAUAAUUAUGAUAUUGGUUUGAAACCAUUUAAUCAUGAUAAAAAGCGUGGAAAAUGGGAAUGUUCAACUGAUUUCUUCUAUGCAUGCUUGGGACAUGCAUUUAAAAUUGAUGCUAUGAUGGUUUUGCCAUCGAUGGUAUUUAAGAAUUUAGGAGUUUGCCUCAUCAUUCCAUAUUUUGUCAUUAUGGCAUUAUGUGUUGUGCCAAUUGUCAUGAUACAAUCAUUCCUUGGACAGUUUUCAAGCACAGGACUAAUAUCAGUAUUUCGAAUAGCACCACUUUUUAAAGGUAUUGGAUAUGUUUCAUUGGCAAUAAAUCUUACUCAACUUACUUACUACACGGUAUUUGCUGCAAUACCUUUAUUUUAUUUUCUUCAUUCCCUUCGACCUACUAUGCCAUGGAGCUGUGAAGGAAGCAAAUUUUGGAUGGACCCCAAUGCAACCGUGACAACGCCUUGCAACAUUGCUGACUUACAAGAUCCUCCAGGAACUGAAGUUUUUAUGAGAGUUCCAUCGCUGGAGUUCUUUAGUCAACACAUGAAUAUUAUUCACUACCUAGAGUCGAAACCGCCAGCAACAUUUUCUUGGUCACUUAUCGUGUUUACAUUCUUCAUAUGGACAAUAGUUGGAAGUAUUGUUAGCAAACCUACCGAAAUGAUCGGAAGAUAUAUUCGUUAUACUUGUACGGCAGUCCUUAUAAUUAUGGGUCUAUGUUUGCUGCGUUUUCUCUUCCUACCUGGUGCAUUAGAAGGUGUAAGUACAUUUUUUCGACCGAAGAAACCUCAAGACAUAAAAUCAUGGCUGUUCCUGGGAAUGCUUGUUCUUUCAACUUUGGGACCUGGUUGGGGAUCAAUUCUAAGCAUGGCAAGCUAUAAUCGUUUUAAGACAAAUAUCUCCAAGUACAGUUGGUUUCUGGGAUUGGCUCAGUUUGUAGUAAUUGCUAGUACUGCUUUUCUGCAAAUUUUGGUAACAAAUCACAUGAACAGAUCCAACCCGGAUUUGAUAAGAUUCCGUAAUGAUGAACGUCAGUGGCUUGAAUUUUUGUCCAUUCCAUCGGCAUUGGCAUUCCUUGAGCUACCGAAUUUAUGGUCAAUGUUGUAUUUUGCCAUGUUGAUUCUUGGCGCUAUGAAUCUUGUUGUUGUACAACUCUUUUCAGUUCUGACAACGCUAUUCGAUGAGUAUGAGAAUUUGAGAGCAAUGAAGAGAGAAGUCACUUGGAUGACAGUUGGUACUUUAUCGCUCUUUUCAACAUAUUUCUGUUCAAACCACGGAAUAAUGUUCUUUGAAGUUGUUACUGAAUUCUCAGUUCUGACACAGAUGUUCCUUAACCUAUUGCUAUUAUUCGUCAUCCUGUGGGUUUAUGGUCGUGAACGGUUUCAACGUGAUUUAAGAUUUAUGACAGGCCAUAUGUAUGCAACUUGGAUGAUUUACAUUGUUCGAUUUAUUACACCAAUAUUUUUAAUUGUUGGAUUUGUUGUUGGAUUUAUUAUAGCAGUUGUUUUGGAUGAAAACUACUCCAAAAUUGUGCUCUACAUUGUCACUUCAAUUACAAUUCUCCCAUGGCUUUUAAUACCUUUUGUCUGCAUUAGGAUGUUACGGCAAUCGAAUGAAGUAAAACUAUCUAGGAGAUUGAGAAAACUUACAACACCAACAAAUUGGUGUCCAGGAGAUUCGGUUUAUAGACAUCAAUAUGAAUUGACAUUUCCUAAUUUAGAAACUUCUCUUAAUUGAGGUUUAUUUAUAUUUAAGAUUUUGUAAACAAAAUUAAGAAUGUUGGUUGUAGUAAUUCGUGAUGUUUUUAACUAUUGUGAAUAUAAAAAUAUUUUAGGAAAUAAAAUGUAGUUAAGUGUUGUCAGACCUUGAAAUAAUAUAUCUUUGACAGUGACAGUCAAAUUUAAAAAAAGAGCAUUACACUUAAAACAAUAUAAAAUUAAUUUUUUAAUUGCUUCCUUUUUAUAAAAUAUUGAUUAUUUUUAAAAUAUAUGUAAGCUGUCAUAAAAUGUUAGCAAUUCCUUUGCGUACUGCUUUCUUUUGAUUAUCUGUCAGAACUUAUAUUGUUUUUGAAAUGUGAUUGUUAAAGAUGUUAAUGGUGUCUGAGUUAUAAAUUUAAUAAAUGUACCGAAUCAUUUACUUUAAGCUUUAAUUAAAACUAGUCAUAUUAUAAGUUCAGUAAAAAAACAGUUGAGCAAUGAGCAUGAUACAUAUUUAAUUCUGUUAUAGUUUUUGGUAGGAAGAUAAUUUCAUUUAAAAUCUGAUCAACAAUGUUACUUGCAAACUACUUCCUUAAUAAAUUCAUCCAUUGUUUUUAUUCAUUAAAA